This is a messenger RNA of Daphnia pulicaria, 1486 nucleotides long. RefSeq lists its product as uncharacterized. The coding region runs from base 251 to 1423 and encodes 390 amino acids. The record is from RefSeq and is a predicted model, not a curated record. The transcript has 9 exons. Lineage: Eukaryota; Metazoa; Arthropoda; Branchiopoda; Diplostraca; Daphniidae.
CCUCGCUAUUCGUUCAUUUGCACGAUAGACAUUAGGCCUAUAGGGCAUAGGCGAAAAAAAUACUUUUUCCUUUGUCACAUGGCAAGUUGACAUUCCCACAUUCCCUUGGGAUGUAGGAUUAGUCAACUCAGUAGCCUAGAGACAAAAAGUCUAUCAGUCUCAUAGGGUUUGUGUCAGAACUCGUAUCAUACGAUACUGCUUAUUAAAUUAAUUUAUUUUAUUUUAUUUCGUCGUUAUUGUUGAUUGGAGUAUGGCUAGUAUCUAUGGCCGCCACGAAGAACGCAGUACUCUUGCUUUGAUUACCACAGGAUUUCAAGAAUUUUCUCGUACUUCUGGGGUCUAUCUAGCAAAAGUUCCACUUGUCCACAAAUUAGUUGCUGUGGGAACCUUGGUCAUAUCAACUAUUUUGGUUGGAAGUUUUCAUUUUCUGAGAGGCAGAAGAAUGGUCGAUCACCAAGAUGAGGGGUUAUUUCAUAACAUCAAGAAAUAUAAAGUGGUUAAGGUGUCCCUGAAUGCAGUUGAUCGUCUCCUUCACAUGGUUGAGUCCUUAAUUGUUCCAAGACACAAUGUGAUGAAAGACAAGCAGUCUCCUAAGGUGAGCUGUGAGGUGUCUUCCAAUUCCAUGUGCAAUGAAUUAAAUGGUCUUCCCAAAUUACUGAAUCUUCGUCACAUAUCUUCCUCAAAUGGUACUCCUUGUAACCAACAAAAACCAUCUGAUGCUGAAGACUGGACUCCAUUUUCUUCAGUCUCUACAGCUGUCGAUGAAAGCGUUUUCGAUCGUAGCUGUGUAUCCUUAAUGGAAGAUUUAUCGCAAAGCACAAUUUCUACACCGAUUCGCGAUUUGCGUCAACAAAUGGCUUCCAAAAUCCGAGCAUGGCGUCUUGCGAUACAAGAUCUGGAGGAUAUUCAGGAAUUUCCGUCUUGGUCUCCAAGCCCUUCUCGUGGAGUGCAGAAUCAGAACUUUUUUACCCGCAUAUUGAAUUCGCUCUCCGGGUGGUUACCGCUACGUUUGACUGGUUCAGCUAAUGCUACAGUACCAGGAUCAGGACGCAAGAGGAAGCGACUGGACGCUGACGAUGACGACUUAGCCUUGUAUAUUCCUCAUUAUAAAGGCCAGUCGAAACUGAAUGGAGGAGGAUUGCUGAGCUCUGAGGCCACUGAACAACCUCCUACGCUGACACUCUCGAUGGUUCCUAUAAUUGGAAAUUGGUUUUCUCCAGUUCAACUGGAAACCACUAAGGACAACCGUGAAUCUCAACUAGACCAUAUUUCUUUGAUACAGCGUGAUUGCGACUCUCCUCUGAAACAAGCAUCAAAUUCAACAAGCGACAGUGAUCCUUACGAAAUAAUAGAUACCGAAGCUAGCAAUGGGGAAGAUGUUACUUCGGAGCAACAGAAUGAAGUUCCUGUCGAAUGUCCUUAGACCAUGGAGUUUGAGUGGAAGUAAAAAUUUGUUCUUAAAAUACAAAAUUGUAACACACUAGAA